Molecule: messenger RNA, 1354 nt
Organism: Melampsora larici-populina 98AG31
Lineage: Eukaryota; Fungi; Basidiomycota; Pucciniomycetes; Pucciniales; Melampsoraceae
Exons: 4
Coding region: 19-1206 (395 amino acids)
Biological process (GO): rRNA methylation; ribosomal large subunit biogenesis
Cellular component (GO): nucleolus
Molecular function (GO): rRNA (adenine) methyltransferase activity
Source: RefSeq, a predicted model, not a curated record
AUCUCAACUUCCAACAACAUGCCAACCAAAUCAAACAAUACUAAAAAAGUAAAUGAAUUCCUAUUCGACACACCUGGAUGGUCAGUCACUUCAUCAUCCAAUCUAACAUCAUCAAACAAACCCAAACCAUCCAAGAAAAACAAAUCAUCAACCAAAGAACUCAUUCCAUCAAACCAAUCAACUUCAAACCAAGACAUAGAGAAACCCACAAAGAAAAGAAAAUCAAAUCCAACAAGACUUACAAAAAAAGAAACAGAACCAGAAAAGAAGCAACCUAUUCAAGAAAACACUCUAUCAUCAUCUUCAAAUGCAUUAGUACAAAACUUAAUGUCAUCAACUCUAAGUGGAUCAAGAUUCCGAAUCCUAAAUGAAACACUAUAUACGACCACUGGACCAGAAGCAGCACAAUUAUUUUCAAAUGAAAAUGAAAAUGAAAUCGGAUCUACAAGUCAACAAACCAAUCCGAAUUUCUUAGCAUAUCAUGAAGGUUUCCGACACCAAACCCAAAACUGGCCAGAAAAUCCUGUUAACAUAAUAGCUCAUCAAUUAAAGAAAGAGUAUGAAACUUUUUCACAAGGUUUAGUGAUCGUAGCCGAUUUAGGAUGUGGUGAAGCUCCAUUAGCUAAACUUUUAUGUGGUGAAAGAUCAAUUCAAAAAACAGAUGAAGAAGAAGAAGAGGAGGAGGAGGAGGAGGAGGAUCAAAAACGAAACAAACGAUUGAAAGUUGAUCAGAAAGUUAGGUUUAGAGUCAUGAGUUAUGAUCUUGUAACAGAUAGAGAUGGAUGGGUAAUCGCUGCUGAAUGUUCAACAAAGGUUCCUUUACCUGGUUGUCAAUCAGAUACAGUAGAUAAUGCGAUGGUAGAUGUAGUUGUUUGUUGUUUAAGUUUAAUGGGUACUAAUUGGGUAGGAAUGAUUCUAGAAGCUCGUAGGAUUUUAAAACAAGGUGGUCAAUUAAAAAUUGCAGAAGUCACCAGUAGGUUUGUAGAUAUCAACAAAUUCAUAGAUUUUAUAAAACUAAUAGGUUUCUCAACACCAACUCAAGAUCAAUCAAAUACACAUUUCAUUUUAUUCGAAUUUAAAAAAUCGAUUCGAAAAAAUCCAAUCCAAUUAAACAUGAAUCAUAUUUAUGAUCAACCAAAUGAACUUGAUCAUUUAAUUAAACGUGGUGAAAAGUUAUUAAAGCCUUGUAUUUAUAAACGUAGAUAAAGAUUUAACAUGAGUGUUUACACCAUAUGUUUUUUUUCAAAAUCAUCAUUUUAUUCGCAUUCUGAAGAAAUGUGAGCAUACCUAUUGAUCUUUGUGUAUACAUAGUCAUCGGAAUUUAACCUUUGCUUUCGUAUGUGAACGGAUAAUU